This is a messenger RNA of Pteropus alecto (black flying fox), 1230 nucleotides long. It is a transcript of the gene AS3MT, whose product is annotated as arsenite methyltransferase. Gene Ontology annotation, molecular function: arsenite methyltransferase activity. Lineage: Eukaryota; Metazoa; Chordata; Mammalia; Chiroptera; Pteropodidae. Gene Ontology annotation, biological process: toxin metabolic process; arsonoacetate metabolic process. The record is from RefSeq and is a predicted model, not a curated record. Gene Ontology annotation, cellular component: cytosol.
AUGACAUUGGGCCCGGGUGGGUCAGAGCUCGAGGUUACUGCGCUGCUGCGUAGGCGUGGAAGAGCUGGAGGGUUUCUACAGCCCCGAGGCACAUCUGGCAGGCGGAGGCUGCAUGCUGCCUUGGAAGCCCGCUGGGCUCAGGGCUGCCUGCCCUGGGGUUGGGCCUUGGGCGCACUCAGCCUCGGGAGCCGACUUGGGGGACUCGAGUGUCGGAGUCGGGAGGUCCAGGGGACAUGGCCGCCCUGCACCCAGCGACUCACCCAAAGCCCAAUCCGAAAGGACUUGCAGACCUUCGAUGGGCAGAUGCUGAAGAAAUCAGCGGACCUCUAGGCCAAUGCUUGUGUCACUGCAGCCAGGCCCAUGGACCCCAAGCACAUCUGGGAAGUUCUGCAGAAUGGACAUGAGAGGAAGUAUUAUGGCUGUGGUCUGGUUAUCCCUGAGUGUCUGGAAAACUGUUAGAUUUUGGACUUGGGUACAAGUGGCAGAGAUUGCUGUACAUUUAGUCAGAUGGUUGGUGAGAGGGGACAUGUCACUGGAAUAGACAUGAGAAACGGUCAGGUAGAAGUGGCUAAAAGAUAUGAAUAUCACAUGGAAAAAUAUGGCUUCCAGGUACCCAAUGGCUACACAGAGAAGCUGAGAGAGACUGGAAUCAAAAAUGAGAGUUAUGAAAAAGGACUAAUUCUGCUAUGUCAGCAUGGUGGGGAGCUAUACUUUAGUGACGUCUAUGCUAACCUUGAAUUGCCAGAAGAGAUCAGGACACACAGUCUUAUGGGGAGGCGUGAGUGCCUAGGUGAUACUUUGUACUGGAAGGACCUUGUCAUCCUUGCCCCCAAAUCUAGGUUCUGCCUUCCACGUUUGGUCACUGUCAGUCUCAUUAUGAUUCACGACGAGGAACUAGAAAGAGUGAUCGUUUGCCUCUUCAAGCUCUCUGAGACAGGACCAGACAAAAGAUGCCAAGUUAUUUACAAUGGAGGACUCACAGGACAAAAAGAACCAAUAUUUGAUGCAAAUUUCACAUUUAAGGUGGGAGAAAUUGUCAAAGUGAACAAGGAAACAGCAGAUCUGAAGAAUUCACCAUCUGACCAAGAUCUUCUGAUCAGACCAAUUGGAGAGAAAGACCAACAAAUAAUUCUAAUCACUGAUCCAUUCAAGCUUGCAGAAGAGUCUGACAAUAUGAAGUCCAGAUGUUCCCCCAGUGUUGCUAGAGGCUGCCGUGACACACAAAAAUAG